UAUGACGAACCUUACAAUAGCCUUGAGCACCAGGCUCCAUUCACCCCUUUCCAAAUCAGAAUAUGUCGGCUCAAACACAAGCGGAGGUAGACACCGGUAUUCCCGGGAAGCGGCUCAUUGCUUCUACUAUAGAUGCACAAGCUGUGUCGCGACCUAAUGAAGCCAUCUUUUCUAUUCCGAAAGACGCCUCAGAUCUCUCAAAAGGGUUCCGGGACAUCACAUGCAAAUCUUUUUCAAAUGCGAUCAACCAUGCUGCUGUUUGGCUAGUCACCAAUGUCGGGGCAUUAAGUAAUGCUCCAUUCGAUGCCAUCGCCUACUCAGGCCCGAAUGAUUUGCGAUAUCCCAUUCUAGCAGUCGCAGCGUCGAAAGUUGGAAAGCAAAUCCUGUUCCCGUAUUCUCUGGCGCCUGCUUUGGUCAAGAAGAACAUGAUCCUUUCUACAGGCUGCAAAACUCUUCUUCAUCCGACGAAUGAACGUGAAACGGCACAACAACUUCUCGCUGAUGCUCCGCAUAUCAAGACUGUCACAGUUCCUGAACUUGAUCAUUGGCUUAACGCCAAUGAAAUUGCCCCAUUUCCCUACCCCAAAUCGUAUGAUGAAGGGAAAGACGACCCGUGGCUUAUAUUCCAUACAUCUGGGACCACAGGAUUUCCCAAAAUAAUCACCUACACGAACCGCAUGAUGACUUCGUUCGAUAUUGCGCAAGGACUACCUGAGCAUAAGGAGCAUACUCAGCUUGGCUGGCACAGUCAUAGACGGUGCUUCUCAGUCGUACCGUUGAGCCACUUCUCGGGCUUGUGCGCAGCGCUUCAAGCUCCUUUCUUCUUACAUUCCAUUAUUGUACAAGGCCCAGCAACAAAAGCACCGAGCCCUCGAGGCAUCAUAGAGACGUUAAGAUACAGCCAAGCAAAAGGUUUUGUCGCGCCACCCUUCCUGUUGCGAGCAUUAACACAACAGCCACCUGCACUAGAGAUCCUCAAGAGCCUCGAUUACAUACAAUGGAUUGGGGCCGCUCUUGAUGCAGAAACUGGUAAUUUUCUUUCAAAAUACGUAAAAAUAUGUCCUGCGAUGGGAACGACAGAAUGUGGCCCCUACUUUCUGGAGACAGCCGAUUCUCCCAAAGACUGGGCCUACUAUCGCUUUCAGUCAGGCCAAGGAAUCCAUUUUGAAGAAAGAGGAGAUAAACUAUAUGAGCUAGUAUUCAAGAAAGAUCCCGAUGCCGUAUGGCAACAAGUCUUUUCUGUGUUUCCGGAUACUCCAGUGUAUCAAACAAGAGAUCUGUUCCAACCACAUCCAGACAAAGAAGGACUAUGGGCGUACGUUGGUCGCUCUGAUGAUAUUGUAGUACUUUCAAACAGUGCAAAUAUCGAUGCCGCUUCGGUAGAGGAAACCAUAUCCAAUCAUCCAAGCGUGCAGAUGGGGUUCGUCGGUGGCAACGGACGUGAGCGCCCGUUUCUUGUUAUCGAGCUCACGCCAGCGGCAAGCGAGAUAUUCAAAGAGAAAGGCUUCGAAAUUACCAUGAAAGAAAUAUGGCCGGUAAUAGAAGAGGCAAACAAAGGGCUUUCCAAUUAUACUAGGCUGCGGAAGGAAUUUGUCAUAAUUACUGAGAGCGAAAAGGGUUUGAUGAGGAAUCCAAAAGGAUCACUGGUGCGAGCAGCGAGUGUUAAAAAGUUUGAAGUCGAGAUUGAGCGUCUUUGUGGAGGCAGGGUUGGUAUGAAUCAUUUGAUUAUCUAAGUCCAGGUAUUCACCCAACAGUUCAAUUAUAGCACCCGCAGCUUUCAGCACCGGCUCGAUCGAUGGGCCCCUGUAUUUACCUCUGUCGAAUAUCUUUUUCUGAAUUUCAAUAGCAUCGCGGUUUAGCCCCUAGUAAUUUUCUCAGCGUAGGGUAGGA
Messenger RNA from Aaosphaeria arxii CBS 175.79, 1890 nucleotides. RefSeq names its product AMP-binding enzyme. Bases 63 to 1733 code for a protein of 556 amino acids. Lineage: Eukaryota; Fungi; Ascomycota; Dothideomycetes; Pleosporales. The record is from RefSeq and is a predicted model, not a curated record. The transcript is spliced from 2 exons.